Molecule: messenger RNA, 1389 nt
Organism: Marasmius oreades (fairy-ring Marasmius)
Lineage: Eukaryota; Fungi; Basidiomycota; Agaricomycetes; Agaricales; Marasmiaceae
Exons: 5
Coding region: 1-1389 (462 amino acids)
Source: RefSeq, a predicted model, not a curated record
AUGCCUUUACAGCGCAGGAUGCACAUCUGGUCUUUUCUCCCAAACAAUUGCAUCUGGCUCUCCAUACGCAACUUCCCUCCUCUUAAGCCUGAGGUUUUUGACACUUUCGAUACAGAGAUGAUAAACCUGGACGGUGCAGGUGAACACUUCAAGGAAAUGCAAAAUGUGUUGAGUUUCGAUAACAAGUUGACUUGGGUCAAGGGUUGGUUUGGUGCGGUGUGUAUAGACACCAUACUGAAAAGAGCGACAGGUUCAGUCAAGGUACUUAUCUCACCAGAUUUCUAUUUCGUCAUUUCACAAACAGUUGAAACGAUUCAACUUGCAAGAAACGAACUGCCCUUUCAGCAAUUCAUGUCGAAUCCCAUUUUUGAUUCCAUCCUGGCAAUCCAUGAUCUGUGGUCGAGGAGUCCUGACCCAACUGCUAUCAUUGACGACCCUUGGAUCUGCCAUUGGAAAGACCGCUCGCCUCCUCCUUCUUUCGCUGUUUUCCAAGAGUUGGAUUCUGUUCAGAACCUGGUUGUUGCCACCAAGAACACUCGCUGGUACAAAAACAGUUUCCCACCCCCACCUUCACAUUUGCCUUCACCUCUGGUGCCCUUCAUUCUUUCUUCUUCCCCUGCUGUUCCUGCCGCUUCUGGAGAACCUGAGGCUGAUCCUUCAACGUUGCGUCGUCCCUCAAAGUGGCAAAGGUCGACUUUCGACAGGGUCCGAGUUCCAAAACUCCCCUCCUUGAGAGAAGAUGAGUACCCUGACGACGGUUUGCCUGGCAGUAGUAAGGACCUUCCGAAAAAGCGUCCCCACAUUCGCCCUGGUUGUCAAGAACGAGCGCAAGCACUUGCUCAAUGGCUUGAAAACAAUUUGGACGGUGAACAUGAAAGUUCGGAGAUCGAUUUUGUUGACAAGGUCCCACAGGGUUCUUGUAAGAAAGCAUCGCGAGGAGCAGGGAAAGGCAAAGCAGGCACAGGUGUAGAGUCCAAAAGGACCAAGCAUCCACUGACACUCGAAGAAGCCAAGCAACUGGAGGUGUCAAUUCGUGCCCCACCCAACGACUGGGCUGAUUCCACUGCUUUCCUAACCAUGCCUCCUAGUGAUACCACAAUACCUCCUCAGCCCGGCACGAAGGGUAUAAAAGCGCUGGAUCCUCAAGAGUGUACUCGCCACAUCCUUGCUCCACAACAACGUCCUCCGAUGAUGGCCCUCCGAGACCCUUGGUUGUUCUUCGUUUCAAGUCCCGCUGUGAUUCCCUCGCCGAAACAUUACUUGACAGCGAUCUGCAAUUUUUGGCCGAACCUCCAACCUGGUGUAACAUACUUGUUCCCCAGGAAUCCUUGUGAUAGUUGCAUGUCGCGCAGACAUCCUUGUAUGGUGGAACGCAAGUACUGGAACUGA